AUGGAAGCUCACGAAAUCCUCGGUAUCUCAAAAUACGCGUCGGAAGAUCAGAUUAGGGCUGCCUACAAGGCUUUGGCUAUGAAAUGGCAUCCCGACCGCCAAUUAAAUAAUUCUGAAGAGGCUACUGCCAAAUUCGCCGAAAUUAAUAAGGCUAACCGAACUAUGCUCCGUAACCUUCGUCGCGCUCGUCGGGCAGCACAGGCCGGGCAAACUCCCUCAGCGUCGGAGUGUUCUGCACCACCUUCUCCCCAGUCGGCCACCACAUCCUUGUCUGAAUCAUCGACAUGUUAUUCGGCUUCUCAAUCGAGAGCGUCAUCUCCGGCACAGAGAUCGUUAGAGUUGCCUUCGAGUUCUUCUGCGACUUUAGACCCUUUUUCGUCUCCUCGGUCCUCUUCCUCCGAUCUACGUCACACUCGAGGAGGGGAUCAAAGUCCAAAGUCAGUCAGGCAUCCCGCUGCGGACACCCUAAACUCCCACGCGUCUCCGAAAUCGUUCCUUUACCCUCUUUCGACAGAUCCGCUACGUAACAAAAUACGAAAGAGUUCGAAAUCGAAAAACCCCGAUCUGGAGUUAAAUGCAUGCGAAGACGAAGACAACCAGCCUUUACUCCACCACGGCGGACGCGACGUCAAGACCUUGCGUCCUGGGCGCGUCGCGCUGCACGGAACCGGGGCCGAAGUCCCACGAACAUGGACACACACCCUUCACAUGAGCCUCGAGGACAUCUAUCGCGGGAAGACGUUUCAUUUCCGCGUCGUUCGGUAUACGCGAUCAGGCAGGAAGCACGUUUUGCCUGUGAGCGUUCGCGUGCCUUCGGGCAGCCGCGGUGGGACUGAGGUCAUCGUCCAGGGCGCUGGGAAUGAGUGCAAAGACGGCUCGUGGCAGGAUCUCAGCUUCAUUGUGAAAGAGACCAAGCACGAGAAAUUUAAGCGCGUUCAUAAUGAUCUGAUUUUGGAGAUCAGGCUUCCUUGGGUUGAAAGUUUGAAUAGCCAGGAGGGGCAAGUUUACCUUCAGGGCAUCGACGAAAAAGACUAUUUGUUCAAGGUCGAUUAUCAUAUCACCCGGCUUUUGAGUGGAACUGCGGUUAUACCGGGCGCUGGAAUGCCCUGCCGUGACGGAGGCGGUCGAGGUCGGAUUAUUGUUCGGUCAAUGGCAGAUUUACCAAAGUUCUUCCUCUUGGGAUACGAUAAAGAAUGCCCUUCGGUUUUCAAGUAA
Psilocybe cubensis is the source of this 1215-nucleotide messenger RNA. RefSeq lists its product as uncharacterized. Gene Ontology annotation, cellular component: cytosol. Bases 1 to 1215 code for a protein of 404 amino acids. The transcript is spliced from 4 exons. The record is from RefSeq and is a predicted model, not a curated record. Lineage: Eukaryota; Fungi; Basidiomycota; Agaricomycetes; Agaricales; Agrocybaceae. Gene Ontology annotation, molecular function: protein-folding chaperone binding.